Cyprinus carpio (common carp) is the source of this 478-nucleotide messenger RNA. RefSeq names its product nebulette-like. Gene Ontology annotation, molecular function: actin filament binding. The record is from RefSeq and is a predicted model, not a curated record. Gene Ontology annotation, biological process: cardiac muscle thin filament assembly. Bases 43 to 459 code for a protein of 138 amino acids. The transcript has 4 exons. Lineage: Eukaryota; Metazoa; Chordata; Actinopteri; Cypriniformes; Cyprinidae. Gene Ontology annotation, cellular component: Z disc.
GUGUGUGUGUGUGCAGUCUUCUACACGUGGGACUCGCGGCUGAUGAAGGGUCUGAUGUCAGCGAUCACUGACUCUCCAGAGAUCAAACUGGCCCGAGAAAACACCAAGAACAUCAGUGACGUUCAGUACAGGGAGUCUGUCGGAUCCGGAACAGCCGUGACUGACACUCCUGAGAUGGAGCGCGUGCGCAGGAACCAGCACAACAUCAGUGACGCCAAAUAUAAGAAAGCAGUCGAUCCGGUCAGUGUGGGAGUGACACCAGAGCUGGAGCGGGUCAAACAGAACCAGCAGAACAUCAGCACGGUGCAGUACCAGCGCAGUUUGCAGGAGGUCAAAGGUCGCUCCUGCUCAGAGCUGGAUACGCCUGAAAUGAGGCGUGUGCGGAAAUCUCAGGACACUGUUUCCAUGGUAGCAGGACUGCGGCAACGCCUGCGUGUACAUCACCGCAUUAACACGUGACUGACACUCCACACGGUGA